AUGGGUGCACCUCAUGGACAGGCGACCAUGUUCACAUCGUCGAACACAUUUUCUAUCGAUGAAUCGAAGUUGUGCUUCAAUAAAACACAUUUUAAUCGAGAGGAUUUCAAUGUUGAGCGAUUCAUGAAUCUAGCUAGACAAAAAGCGGACCUCAAAACAAUUCAACAAGAUCUUCGUCUUUAUCUAAAAAGUGUUCAAAACUCAAUGAUUGAACUUAUUAACGAUGAUUAUGCAGACUUUGUGCAUUUAUCGUCGAAUCUUGUCAGUUUGCAAGAAUCAUUGAAUAAAAUCGAACAAGAAAUCAAUAGAAACUGGAACGAAUUCGAGGAGUCUACGAAGGAAUCUGUUGGAAUGGCAGGAAGAAUUGAGCAGAAAUGCAAUGAACUCGGGUCGAAUCGUGAGAAACAAGCAGAACUUCGUGAUCGAAUAUCUUUUUUGUGUUCUAUCGAAAAACUGGCUGAAAUGCUGCAAAGACCACCUCAGAAAUGCUCUGUUUUGUGGCUUCAGAAAGCGGCGAAUUUCGUAGUUGAGCUCAAAGCAACCUCUUCAUCCUGUCAUCAUUCGGAAGAGGAGAAAAAUGCAGAAAUUACUGUUGUCUCAAAGUUAGAAGCGGUUCUUUGCACGGAAGGAGUUCGAAGCGCUUCGACGGAUUGCCAAAAUCUCCCUCUCAUUUUGUCUAUUCUAUCCCUUAUCGGUGGUGCACAUUCAUUGACAGCAUUAUUAGUGUCAGAUCUUCUGUAUACUCGAUUUGUUGUUGAAAUUGACGGAAAAGAAGUAGAUAGACUCAAUCGAUUGGAACAAGUUUACGAAAAUGUGAUAAAUAUGCGGCAGACAUGGGCAGAAAAAUUGGGAGCACAACACUUCCGAGAGAAAAUUCGCAGCUUUCUCGAUGACACUCUUCUCACUUUUAUUCUUACGUUUAUUGACAAAUGUAUGGCUACUGUGGCGGUUCCCAGCGAUACUCGUCUCUUCCAUAAAUGCUUUUCAGCUACUCAACAUUUCAUUGACACGUGGCCAUCUGCUUCUUCCUGCCGAACAAUGCUUAAAUCGAUUAGAGAUAAAUUCAAUCUUACAGUGUAUUUCAAGUUGGAAACUCAACGUUUCGGAAAGAAAAUCGAGCAACUUUUGAUACCUGAAAAGUUUGAAAUAAGCAACGAGCAUGAAAACAACGACGAAGAGCUGUAUUUUGAAACAUCGAGAACAAUUUUUGCUGCGAUUGAGCAUGUAUGGAGUGAUGAAGUGUAUUUGGCACCGAUUGUUGAUAAAUUAUGGGAUUUCACAUUGAGAAUGCUGCUGAAGCAUUACAGUUGGAGUGAAGCGAUGAGAAGUUAUUUCAUCGAUCAGAAAAAAGACUGGACAUUGAUGCUUCUUCUUCAUUCGGAUGCUGGAAAACUUCAUCAAAGCGUUUUCGAUUUUGCUCUGGAAACAAUAUGGGGCAAGUUACAUGAUUUAUCAGUGGAGACAGCACCUUUCGGACAGUGUCUUACGAAACAUGGACGUGCAGUUGAUAGUCUCUGUCAUAAAAUAGACGAAGAUAUCGUCAGACUCUUCGCUGAUAUUCUUCAUCUUGAACUAUCACAAGUGUCGGAUGUACCAAAACAGUACAGAUGGACGAAACGAGCGCCACCAACUAGUCACUCGAAAUACGCGACAAACGCUGUAGAGAUGAUUUAUGAUUUCCAGUCGAGAAUCGACAAACAAGAACAUCCGGAUGUUGAGAAAGUGAUCAAAAGUGUCAGUCACUCCGCGUUUCACUAUUUUAUCGGCAAAGCCAAAGAGGUCCAAGAUGGUGUAGAAGCAACCGGCUCAUCAUUGUCUCGAUUCAAAAAGAAAGCUACUCCGGAUGUGGGAUCCGCUGUAACCGAUGAUGAUAAAAUCAAGCAGCAAAUCUAUCACGAUGCAAAGUUUUUACUUGAAAGCGCUGAAAAGCUGAAUGUUUCCUCUGAAGAUAUUGAAGGAUUGAGAGGAGUCGUCAAUCGAUUUGAGAUUAAAAGCGAGACGAUUCAAGAAGAUCUUUCAGGAAAUAAUAUAGUAAAAGUAGAAGAUGAUUUGUAA
Caenorhabditis remanei is the source of this 2055-nucleotide messenger RNA. RefSeq lists its product as uncharacterized. Gene Ontology annotation, biological process: protein transport; intra-Golgi vesicle-mediated transport; Golgi organization. The transcript has 8 exons. The record is from RefSeq and is a predicted model, not a curated record. Gene Ontology annotation, cellular component: COG complex; membrane. The coding region runs from base 1 to 2055 and encodes 684 amino acids. NCBI's taxonomy places the organism in Eukaryota, Metazoa, Nematoda, Chromadorea, Rhabditida, Rhabditidae.